AUGGAAGCCAAGAUCAUCACCAUUUUCGGCGCCACCGGCAACCAGGGAGGAUCAGUGGCACGGUCUUUGCUGAAGAACCCAGCAUUUCAAGUCAGAGGAAUCACUCGCAACCCGGAGUCAGAUGCAAGCAAGUCCCUUAUCGCGCAAGGUGCCGAAAUGGUACAGGCAAAUGGCCUGAGCCCUGAUGAGAUGAGAGCCGCCUUCCGGGGCUCCUGGGGUGUCUUUCUGAACAUCAACUCGGAUGACAAGUUAUUCACAAGCCCGGAAAAUCCAAAUGAGUUCGAUAUGGGCAAAAUCAUUGUGGACGCUGCGGCAUCUGAGAAAGUCCAACAUUUCGUCUUCAGCUCUGGUCCUCCAUGCACAGAGAUGACCAAUGGCAAAGUGUCAAUGAAGGCAAUGGACAUGAAAUAUAAGACUGAGCAGUACAUCCGAAGCCUCGGAGUUUUCAAGUCAGUGCUUCCACUUGGUCCCGGCUGGUUUUUGGAGAACUUCCUGAGCAAAGAAGUGGCCCCUGUCUUCGGCGGAUUCCCUUGGUUCCCGAACGAAGAAGGUCGCCGCGUUUUCUCUACACCCCACUGGGGUGGCAAGGAAGAUGUACCCUGGCUGAGUAUCUCCGACGACUUCGGAGACAUUGUCCAAGGUGCUUUGCUGGAUCCAGAAACCUGGAAUGGUCAUUUCAUUCAUGGACUCAGUGAUAUCCGCAGCUUCAAGGAGCUUACUGAGGACUUCCAGGAAGUGACCUCGCGUGAGGCAACUUGGUCUCCGAUCGAACCUUCCUGGGAGGCCUUCCAGACCCACGGGAUCCACGAAUUGGAAGACGUAAAGCUCAUGUUUGGCUUCACGCAGGUCACUGGUGGUAAGUAUUUUGGAGAGACUACGGAACUGCACACCGCUAGUAAAUUGAAGAAGGCGACAGCUGUGGCAUUGGGAUAUCCGGAGGACAAGCACGGUCUAGUGACUGUAAAGGAAUGGUUUGCUGCUCGAUUCGGAAAUGCUGCCUGGUGCAAGGAAAACGGAGUCAUCGAGCAGAAUUAG
Messenger RNA from Penicillium argentinense, 1035 nucleotides. RefSeq names its product NmrA/HSCARG family protein. Bases 1 to 1035 code for a protein of 344 amino acids. NCBI's taxonomy places the organism in Eukaryota, Fungi, Ascomycota, Eurotiomycetes, Eurotiales, Aspergillaceae. The record is from RefSeq and is a predicted model, not a curated record. The transcript is spliced from 3 exons.